Panicum hallii is the source of this 1959-nucleotide messenger RNA. RefSeq names its product glycosyltransferase-like KOBITO 1. Gene Ontology annotation, biological process: response to abscisic acid; cellulose biosynthetic process. The transcript is spliced from 11 exons. The coding region runs from base 51 to 1649 and encodes 532 amino acids. NCBI's taxonomy places the organism in Eukaryota, Viridiplantae, Streptophyta, Magnoliopsida, Poales, Poaceae. The record is from RefSeq and is a predicted model, not a curated record.
ACAGCCAACAACGAACGACUCCACCGACCGGCCGGCCGGCCUCCCAUCCCAUGGCGGGCUACCGCGGCGCCUCCUCCGCCUCCUCCGCCGCCGGGGGCGGCGCGGGGGCCGCGGCCUUCGCCACGCGGAUGCUUCUCCUCCUCACGCUGCUGCCGCUCGCGCUCGCCGCCUUCGCCUUCGUGCUCCAGUGGCGCGGCGGCAUGCGGGACCCGGCCGGCGCCGCCUGGCCUGCCGACACCCAGAGCUUCCCCGGCAUGGAGAACAGCCCACUCGGAUCCUCCUCCUCCUCCCCCGUGGUCCGAGCCUCCUACUUCGCCGUCUCCAAGUCGUCCUCCGCGGCAGCCGACUGCGCCGAGAUCCUCGGCCGGAGCGCAUCCUCCCACGGAAUCUCGCUUUAUCGCGGCUGGAACUUCGAUUCCGAAUCUUCCAUCACCCCCAAGAUCUGUAUCACGGGAAGCACAUCUGCUGGCCUACACCAGAUUCUUCCAUGGUUGUAUUAUCACAAGGUCAUCGGUGUUUCACAUUUUAUUCUCUUUGUUGAAGGAGAGGCUGCAAAACCAGCCGUCACCUCUGUUCUUGAAGCUAUUCGGGGUGUAAAAAUUAUUUACAGGACUAAAGAACUGAAAGAGAAACAGGACAAAAGCCGCAUUUGGAACGAGACUUGGCUGGCAGGUUUCUUUUACAAGCCAUGCAAUUAUGAACUAUUUGUUAAGCAAUCACUUAACAUGGAAAUGGCUAUUAUUAUGGCAAGGGAUGCUGGGAUGGAUUGGAUCAUUCACCUUGAUACUGAUGAGUUGAUUCAUCCAGCUGGUGCGAGAGAGUACUCUCUUAGGCGAUUGCUUUUAGAUGUUCCUGACAAUGUUGACAUGGUUAUCUUCCCCAAUUACGAGAGCAGCAUUGAACGGGAUGACAUCAAGGAUCCAUUUACUGAGGUUUCAAUGUUUAAGAAAAAUUACGAUCAUCUCCCAAAGGAUACAUACUUUGGCCUAUACAAAGAAGCAACACGUGGUAAUCCAAACUACUUCCUCACUUAUGGUAAUGGAAAAUCAGCUGCAAGGGUUCAGGAGCAUUUGCGUCCCAAUGGUGCUCAUAGAUGGCAUAAUUACAUGAAAACCCCAAACGAGAUCAAAUUGGAGGAGGCUGCUAUCCUGCAUUACACCUACACAAAGUUCUCGGACCUAACCUCAAGGAGGGAUAGGUGUGGCUGCAAGCCAACUAAAGAAGAUGUGAAGCGAUGUUUUAUCUUGGAAUUUGACCGUUUGGCCUUCAUAAUUGCAUCGACAGCUACUGAGGAGGAGAUGAGGAACUGGUAUAAGGAACAUGUUGUAUGGACCGAUAAGGACACCAAUUUGAAACUUUUGAAAAAGGGUGUGUUAACACGUAUAUAUGCGCCGAUGGCUAUCAUCCGUGGUCUCAAGGAAUCUGGUGUCUUUACAUCUGCUGUAACAUCAGCGAAAGCACAGUCAGAAACAAAAUCAUCAAACAUGGGUCUCGGAGAGGAGUCCAUCGUACCAAACGUAACAGCUGGGCAUGAAAAAUUGCAAGCUACUGUAAGAAAGAUCCUAGAGAUGGUUGAUGCCCAGGAAGAAGCGAUGGCGCCAAUGUCACCCCCCGGUUUUGUUGAGCUGACUGAAAGUGCUUUGUCAUGAGUCCAUGUGAGAAUUCUGGAGUUGUUCUGGAUGGAUGAUGCUCGUGGGCUCUUGGCGGAUGAAAUUUUAACCAUGCAUGAAGAGUUGAACAUAUAGAUAGGGCUUGUUUGGUGGCUGUAUCUUGCGACUCCCCAUGUCUUGUGCUGAUGUAAAAUUGCUUUUAUUAAGUAGGCUGGUAAGCAAGUGCAAGACAUGAGAAUAGCAUACUGUAAUAUAUAUACAGAAACCAGGCGAAUCUUCGUCCGGGAUUUCUAGCUUAUGUCGUACGAUUAAUGGCUGCAGGCUAAUGAAAUAGCUGAAUUUGUCACUA